CCCGUCCUCGGCACCCACAAUUCCCCGCGCCAGGACAAGAUGGAAGGAAGCAGCGACCGCCGGAGAACAAUGUUUUGGCAAUAAAACCCUAAAAGCGGCGAAAAUUGAAGGAAUAUAAGCCCUUUUUAAUCGGCCGGGGUCAUGUGUGGAAUAUUCACCUCCUGUGUUCCUGUGUAGCUGUGUUGCCUGACUUCUCCCCUGCUCUCUGCGAGACAACCACAAUGAGUAUUAUCCAAGAUAAAAUAGGGAAUGAAUUUUUGCGCAAUGGUGGCAUGGACCCUAAUUUUGCACCAGGGAUGCUUAUGUUCAGCCACCUGCCGCCGGUCACCAGCUUUACUCGACUUGCUUCUCAGUCUGUCAUGGGUGAGAUUCCCCAGGAGAUGAUCCUGAAGAAGGAGCGUGACACGCCCCCAGACCAUGAGGGUGCCACGGGUGCAAACACAGGCAGCUUCCUCCACAGUAUGGGCAUAAAGCAGGAGCGGAUGAGUGAACUUGAUUAUCGCAUGCCUGUCUAUGGAGGAAGCGCAGGGGUAGGAGGCAAUUGUGCGGGAGGGGGCGUGGGGAAGAGCGGCCCCGACAUGUCAGAUAUGGCUUAUGGAAACCAUCACCAGAAUCACCAAAACAUGAUGUUGCAUGAUCUGAGCCACAACAACGUUCGCUCCCUUGGGGAACCGUUAUCAGGAAGGCCGGGUAAAGAGCCAAAAGAGUCCUCAGGUAGAAGAGGGAGGAGAGGCGAUGGUCAGCAAGGCAAAGCUCGACGGAAACGAAAUGAUGCCGCCAAGGCCAUGAUGAUGGAUGCAGACGGAGCCUGUCUCUCCCCGAACUCCAAGCCGCACAUCUGUGAGCACUGCAACGCCGCCUUCCGCAGCUCCUACCACUUGCGCAGACACGUGCUCAUACACACAGAUCGCACAGGUGAGAGGCCUUUCCGGUGCAAUCAGUGCAACAUGAGCUUCAUUCAGAAAUAUCUGCUGCAGCGACACGAAAAGAUCCACAGUGGGGAGAAGCCUUUUAGCUGUGACCAGUGCAACAUGCGUUUCAUCCAAAAGUACCACAUGGAGAGACACAAAAGGACUCACAGCGGCGAGAAGCCAUAUCGCUGUGACACAUGCCAGCAGUUUUUCUCAAGAACAGAUCGGUUACUGAAGCACAAGCGGACGUGUGGAGAAGCCAUAAAGAAAGGCAUGGACCCGAACAUGCUGGAUCUCAGUGAAGCAGAACUAGGCCAAGGCAGCUAUUCACUCACUCAGGGAAACUCUUCUGCUUCCGGACGCAAGAAGGCCAAGCCCAAAAACGGCGAGGGCAAUGAGCGCAAAAGAAAGAAGAAUACCAUCGCGACACCCUUGUCGUCUGCAGGCAUUGAUCUGCAGGAUUACGACAUGGAGCACCCCUCAGGGUCUGGCCCAGCCGCGCAGGGCCGCACUCCCAAAUUGGUUUUCAAAAAGGCUGGACGCAAGGGCCUUGAUAAAGGCCUCCUCUCAUUGGACGACGGCACUGACGGACAAAAGCUUUUGGUUCAGAAACCCAGCUCUAUCGAUCAUGUUGACUCCACUGGGCUUGAAAAUAUGGGACUUCUCCAGGGAGCUGCAGGCAACAAGCAGGGCCCAACUACCAGUAGCAGCAACUACGACGAUGCAAUGCAGUUUGUGAAAAAGCGCCGCUACCUCCAUGCAGUUAAUAAUGACUAUGGAGCCGGCUCACUUCACAUGACAUCCCAGGGAAAUGGCGUUAUUCAUGGCUCUUUAGGCCCAGAACCCACUCUAGCCAUGCUGGACGCUUCACCUUUGGAGCUCAAGCACGACAAGUCAGGCAUUCCCGACGAGGUACUGCAAAGUUUGCUGGAGCAUUAUAGCCAUAAGCCAGAGGGCGCACACCACCACGACGUGAGCUUUGACUUGUCUGACCACCCACAUCACGUAGACCUCCAGCCGGCAGCUCCUGUGACCCCAGAGUUGGAGGACGAUUCAACAAACGGCGGUGAUAAAACCGCUGUGAUGAGUGAAUACUCAAAGUUCCUCCUCCAGGCCUUGGAGCGCACCAGCCACAGUGGACCCUUCCCAAGCCUUGGUCCGACGGGUCCCUUCCCACUCUUGUCCAGCAGCUCCAGUCCAACUGGGCCACUGUUUUCUGACAAACAUGUGUAUAGUACGUCCCCACUGGACUGUGGCUAUCCUCCUAAUGUGUCCUCUCCGCUGCCUAUUGUAGCGCCAUCUUCAGUUUCCUCGUCCUCUUCUUCCAAAUCUCACUACGGCAUGCUGGUGAGCUCUCCCUCCCAGGCAGGGUACCACCUCAGUUUGGAUUCCACCACCCACCAGCAGCUGACUCCAUCUCAGGAGCUGACUGAUCAGCUGGAGAAGCAACACUCUCCCGGGUCCUUUAACCUACCUCCCCAGGACCUGACUGUCCCGACAGAAGGCUCCAAGGGGCAGCAGAAGGGUGGAGCCCCCACCAAUGGGUCAAGCUACCCAGAACUUUCCUCGCUGAAUCCACCUAAAGAACCGACAUACCAGAUCGAGAACUUCGCCCAGGCCUUUGGCUCCCAAUUCAAGUCGGGGCGGCGGACCCCUCUCAGUUAUGCCAGUGAUCCUGGGACCGAGGUGGACCACAGGAUACGAACUCCAGUGUCAGAAUUCUCAGGGUAUACCAGCUUGUUAGCUGACGUCAGUGAGCCAGUGAGUUCAGGAUCAAAAACCCCGACAAGCCAAAGUUUCAGAUAAGGUUCAACUGUGGUGAACCUUGUUGGGAUUUUUUCACUUCCUGUCCAUGCGGCCCCUAUACCCAUAUGAAUUUUGUUCUUGUAGCAAAGUUUCUUUUUUUCUCUUUUUUUUUUUAAACACUGCCAUUAAGUAAAUGCAAAAAUGACCAGGGAGGGUCUUCCAUGGCCUCAAAUGCAAUUUUUUAAAUACUAAUUUUUCUAUGUAUUUAGUCUUUUAUUUUUUUGUUUGUUCAUAAGUAGUGUUUUUGAUAUGAGCAUAAACAGUAGAUUGAAAUGUAAUUUAAAACGUCUAGAGGGUAGCUAUGAACUCCUUUGACCUUUUUCUGAACUCUUGUUUUACCAAUCAUUCAACCGUUGUAAAGUAAUAUUGAAUAAUGUUGAUAAUUUUCAAUAAUAACAAAUGUGGCAGGGAAAGGCCCAGAUUUCAAAUGGCAAAAAAAGUAUAUAUUGUCUGUUACAAGAAACUUAUGAACUCAGGAAAUAGGCAAAAUUGUGUAAUAAGACUUUGUAUUAUGAGAUGCAAUUAGCACAGUUUUUACCGGUGUACUUUACGACGACAAAGCUUUGAUUUCUUUUUAUUUAUCAGACCACAAAUUUCUCUCUUCUACUCCGGUAGAUGUGUCUAGAAUACGGUACUGUCGUGUCAGUGUGAGAGCACCCAUGUUUCCUCCUGCAUUGACUUUUAACGCGAGGUAAUGUCAGUCAUGAGUUUAGACCAUGUGGUGAGUCGGCGUCUGAACAUCCCACGGCAGGCAAAACGUGGCCUGCGGCUGAAAUGUGCAUUUUCAAAUGCAGUGGGGUCUAAAUGCUUCAUCCUCUCUCUAUGAUGUCACUUAGAAACCGUAAGACGCCACCUUGUUCACGCUGUUGCUUUUCUCGUCAGUGGAUUCAAGCAAGCACUUUUAAAAACAUAUCAGCAUUGGAAACGGCAACCACCCAUUUCAUUUGCAUAUGUGAUAAGUGACUAUUAUGCUAAUGAUUAUUUUUUAUUUUAAGAGGAGAAAACUGUGAAUGGGGUCGGGCGGGCGCUGGGUGGGUGGUCGGGGGCGACGAGGCAUGAAUACGGGCAUUUAAAUGUAUUAUUUUUUGCUUCUUCUCAUGGGUAGAACGGGGUUGGGGGCGGGGCUUUCUCGAGGUUGUCAUGUGGUGUAAAAAGAUGACUUGCCAUAAUUUUUGUUUUGAGAGUCGCUCUUUGUAUUUAAGUGUUCUAAGAGUCAGGCUGACAUGCUGGAAUCCGUAGCUGCACCCCCUGAGUAUGUUGACUGCAUACGAGGACGUCACCUCUUAUUUAUU
This is a messenger RNA of Synchiropus splendidus (mandarinfish), 4009 nucleotides long. It is a transcript of the gene znf281b, whose product is annotated as zinc finger protein 281b. The record is from RefSeq and is a predicted model, not a curated record. NCBI's taxonomy places the organism in Eukaryota, Metazoa, Chordata, Actinopteri, Syngnathiformes, Callionymidae. Gene Ontology annotation, molecular function: RNA polymerase II cis-regulatory region sequence-specific DNA binding; DNA-binding transcription factor activity, RNA polymerase II-specific. The coding region runs from base 222 to 2717 and encodes 831 amino acids. Gene Ontology annotation, biological process: regulation of transcription by RNA polymerase II. The transcript is spliced from 7 exons.